CGCUCACUGCCGACACGGGGCCCGCCAAAGCCGGCGUCUCCGCGCCGCCGGACCGCCCACCUGGGGGGCCCGCUCCCCUGCGCCUGGCAGCGCGCACAACCACCCUCGGGGCAGUGAUGACGGUCCCUCGCGCCGGAGGGGGUUUAGUGAGGAAAGAGAGAAACUGGUGGCCACCGGGGAAGAGCACUGCGCUUCUGAGCAACCCCAGACACCACCACUGACUGAACAGCCGCGGCCCCCAGCGGCGCGGACGCACGACCUCCCGGCUCCUGAGAGACCAGACCCGCGGAGUCUCGCGGGAUCUCGCUGUUCUCAGCGGCGCAGUGAAUGAGACCGAUCGAGGGGGUUCCUCCAGCGCCGGGAGAGGGUCUGGUGACCUCGCAGCUCCUCCCACGUCUCCCCGGCAGCCCGCCUUGCGCAUGCGCGGGUGGCGACGGCCGGCUACGGGUCGCGCGCGCGGCUGGCGCUAUGGGGUUGAGCCGCGUCCGGGCCGUUUUCUUUGACUUGGACAACACGCUCAUCGACACGGCUGGGGCGAGCAGGAGAGGCAUGUUGGAGGUGAUAAAGCUCUUACAAUCAAAAUACCAUUAUAAAGAAGAGGCUAAAAUCAUCUGUGAUAAAGUUCAAGUAAAACUCAGCAAGGAAUGUUUUCAUCCUUAUAAUACAUGCAUUACUGAUCUAAGGACUUCACAUUGGGAAGAAGCAAUCCAGGAAACAAAAGGUGGUGCCGCCAAUAGAAAAUUGGCUGAAGAAUGUUACUUCCUUUGGAAGUCUACCCGUUUACAGCAUAUGACACUAGCAGAAGAUGUCAAAGCCAUGCUCACUGAACUUCGAAAGGAGGUCCGCCUACUUCUAUUAACAAACGGGGACAAACAGACCCAGAGGGAGAAGAUUGAGGCUUGUGCCUGUCAGUCCUAUUUUGACGCUGUUGUUGUAGGUGGAGAGCAGAGAGAGGAGAAACCAGCACCGUCCAUAUUUUAUUACUGCUGCAAUCUUCUCGGAGUACAACCUGGGGACUGUGUGAUGGUCGGUGACACAUUAGAAACCGACAUCCAAGGAGGCCUCAAUGCAGGAUUGAAAGCAACAGUCUGGAUCAAUAAAAAUGGAGUAGUGCCACUGAAGUCCUCCCCAGUUCCGCAUUACAUCGUUUCUUCUGUGCUAGAAUUACCUGCUCUCUUACAAAGUAUAGACUGCAAAGUCAGUAUGUCCGCUUAAAGCACAUAAAAGGGCAUGAUUAUGAAUGUUAGAGUCAAUUUGCAGAGUAUGAACUAAGAAAAGUUAGGGUACUCCACUUAUAAUAAUCCAGCUCUAAGAAUAAUUUUACUUAUGAUUUAAUGGCCAAUAUUUUGAAGUUAUUUAAAUUGUAACAACCAACCAUUGACUGAUACUUAUAUCUGAAAAUUCAGAUUGCAUUAAUACAAGUCAGUGGUAUAGCCUAGAAAAUUUGAGAAAAUAUGUGUUAGUCUGUAACUGGAGCUUUUAAAAAUUAUGUUAUUAAUCUUUUAGUAUCUUGGCUCCAUAGUGCCAGGCAGGAUUGCUUUACACAUGGAUGCACAAAUGUAAGGUUUAUCUUCUGGCUUAAAAAUAUUUUUUAAAAACAGAUGUUUCUAAAAUACACAGAUUUAUCAAAGCAGCUGAAUCUGGUUAAUAUGAAGUAAGUACUAAGUCACAUGCAAAUCGAGGUAUUUUAUAGUGAAAUUAUUUGGCAUAUUUUGAAAACAAACAGUUAUGAAAACAAGCAGUAUUUUUUGCCUACUUUGGAUGUAUACUUUCUAUUAUGAAUCUGAUUUUUCUUAUGACUUUUUUUUUUGGAGGGUGGGGGGCAGUUUUUCUGUAAUGUGUGACAGAACAGUUAGAAAAAGCUGUUAAAAUCAACACGUGGUGCUCCUUUACCAUGACAUUUUCUCACCUGUGCACAGUGAGCUGGUAGCUUCCUUGUAGUUUUCACCUCUCAAGGAAAUGUUUUCACUGUCUUUUCCCAGACACACGGUGGGGCCAAGGGAGCUAGACUCUUGCUAGAGAUAAUUGCAAGCCACAUGGCUCUAAAAGUCAUUUUUCUUCUGUGGAUCCAUAAGAGGAACAUUUCCUCAAUGUAGCCUAACCAUGCAGCUCCCGAUCUCUUCCUUUUUCUUUUUCUUUUUCUUUUUUUUUUUUUUUUGAGACGGAGUUU
This is a messenger RNA of Sapajus apella (tufted capuchin), 2170 nucleotides long. RefSeq names its product N-acetylneuraminic acid phosphatase (gene NANP). Gene Ontology annotation, molecular function: hydrolase activity. The transcript is spliced from 2 exons. NCBI's taxonomy places the organism in Eukaryota, Metazoa, Chordata, Mammalia, Primates, Cebidae. The record is from RefSeq and is a predicted model, not a curated record. The coding region runs from base 328 to 1215 and encodes 295 amino acids.